Aspergillus glaucus CBS 516.65 is the source of this 1065-nucleotide messenger RNA. RefSeq lists its product as uncharacterized. The record is from RefSeq and is a predicted model, not a curated record. The transcript is spliced from 2 exons. NCBI's taxonomy places the organism in Eukaryota, Fungi, Ascomycota, Eurotiomycetes, Eurotiales, Aspergillaceae. Bases 159 to 884 code for a protein of 241 amino acids.
UUUCAUUCGUCUUGCCCUGUAGCCUUUUCUAUCAGCGGGCACUCUCGAGCAACCAAGGCGCGAUAAUUUUGGCCUAGAGCCUCCUCUUCUUUUUUUCCUAAAGACUCUUGGCUUCCUCGGGAAGUACUCCAUACAGUUGCAUAAUAUCAGCAGCGGCAAUGUCAUCGUCCGAUAACUCGUACUCCUCGCCGUAUGGCUUCGCUCUCCGCCGAGAUGGGACGUGCCACAGCAACGAGACAAGUUGCGCCAAAACAUGGGCCGACUGGUAUGCCUGUUGCCCAGGUGAGACUCAAUGUACUGGAGGCGAACGUAAUUGGGUCUGUUGUCCAACAGAUGGUGAUUGCACCGGCAGGCUGGAGCUGAACCCUCACUGCGGACUGAAUCAAACCUGGAGCAUGUUUGACAAGGAAGGCUAUUUCUGCUGUCUGGAGGGACAGACUGGCUUCUACAACAAAAGCAAUCCCGGUCUUGUCGGUGUAGGGUGUUCAGACGGACCCCCAAGCGGCGAAGGAGUCGUCACUUUGAAUCUGAAAACACAAGCGCCGCAAUCCAGUUCUUCUUCAGCGCCCACAUCCAACGGCUCAUCCGAUCACACAGGCGCCAUCGUUGGCGGUGUUGUCGGAGGCGUGGUCGGCUUAGCGGCAAUCGCAGCGCUUCUCUGGUUCUUCACCUGGCGACGACAGCGGCAAAACCAGCCACCCGUGUAUGCUUCGCACCCGCCACCAUCAUGGCUGGCCAAUGGAGGAUUCCAGCCAGGCAUGGUGCAGCAAGACUUUCAGGGAAUCAAGAACGACAACAUGGCACCGCAGAACUACACCUAUCCGGCUGAGAUGGAGCAUUCGGAGCGACCGCCCGCAGAAUUACCAAGCGGCGGUUAUCAAUGAUGGUCUGUCUUUGCUUGUUUACUGCGAUAAUACUCUGUUUAUAGACAUACGAUCUGGACUCGCUUUUCUUCCUGUUACGUUUUUCACCUCUUGCACAUGUACUUAAUUCAGAAACUCAGCAGGGCGGCUCAGGCGUCCGCAAGGCUCACUUAUUUGGAAGAUCAUUCCCCUCCCAAGCUUU